This is a messenger RNA of Synchiropus splendidus (mandarinfish), 7374 nucleotides long. RefSeq names its product G protein-coupled receptor 155b (gene gpr155b). The transcript is spliced from 20 exons. Gene Ontology annotation, biological process: intracellular signal transduction; transmembrane transport. The record is from RefSeq and is a predicted model, not a curated record. Gene Ontology annotation, cellular component: membrane. Lineage: Eukaryota; Metazoa; Chordata; Actinopteri; Syngnathiformes; Callionymidae. The coding region runs from base 195 to 2843 and encodes 882 amino acids.
AAGUCAUUACAUUGGGCUUGGCCACACUGCAGCUGUCAGAUUCGGACUACUCUCUGAAACAACACCAGCAGACGGAACCGAGCAAAGCGGUUCUGGCGCCUCACUUGUGCUGCUAUUCAGGACAAAAUGGUCUGUUAGCGCGGGCUGGUAGCACCAUCACCUGACCUCUGAGGAUUUCCGGUACAUGCAUCGCCAUGGAGACUGCCAGCAACUAUGUUCUCAUCCAUGGAAAGAACAUCUCCCACAGCAGCUUGGCUGGCUCUGCUGUUGUCCCCCACAUGUCCAUCGACAAGCUUUUCCCAGCUCUGCUCGAGUGUUUCGGCAUUAUAAUGUGUGGUUACAUUGCUGGCAGGGCCGAUAUAAUCACAGAGCAUCAGGCCAAGGGUCUAGGAAACUUUGUGUCCAAGUUUGCACUUCCUGCUCUGCUCUUCAAAAACAUGGUGCUGUUGGACUUCGGAGAUGUCAUCUGGGCAUUUUUCUGGAGUGUCCUGGUUGCCAAGGUGGCGGUGUUCAUGCUGGUGUGUGUCCUCACCCUGAUGGUGGCCAGUCCAGAGAGCAGGUACAGCAAAGCCGGUCUGUACGCCAUCUUUGCUACGCAAAGCAAUGACUUUGCUUUGGGAUACCCGAUAGUCGAUGCCUUGUACAGGAGCACGUAUCCUGAGUAUCUCCAGUACAUCUAUCUGGUCGCACCAGUCUCCUUAAUGUUGCUGAAUCCCAUCGGCUUCGCUCUGUGUGAGGUGCAGCACUGGAAGCAGGCCAGCCACCCACAGCGCAGCACCAUCAGAAUCCUCGCCGUCGUGAUCUUCCAGGUGUUGAAAAACCCAAUUGUAUUCAUGGUGAUAGUAGGAAUCAUCUCCCACUUUGCACUGGGACAGAAGAUCCCUGCUGUGCUCUCAGAGUUCAUAGACGGACUGGCCAACUCUUUUGGAGGAGCCGCUUUGUUUUACCUUGGGCUGACCAUGGUUGGCCAACUGAGAAAGCUGACUAGAGACGCCGGAGUCGCUUUGAUUCUUCUCAUCACGGCCAAACUGCUUGUGAUGCCCCUGGUGUGUAAGGACAUGGUGGAUAUUUUGGACGUUGGUGUAAACAGCACCAGUGCCAAUCACACCAGUUUGUCCAACUUUGCUUUCCUGUAUGGGGUCUUCCCCACUGCACCUAGUGUGGCCAUCUAUGCUGGCCACUACAACAUGGAGUUAGAGGUGGUGACAUCGGGGAUGGUCAUCAGUACCUUCCUCUCUGCUCCCAUCAUGUAUGUGUCUGCCUGGCUGCUAACCAUCCCUCUGAUGGACCCGCUGCCACUGGUGACUGAGCUUCAGAACGUCAGCUUCAACAUCAGCAUUGUCUGCCUCAUCGCUCUGGUUUGGACCAUCACCGUCAUGUUACUGAGCAGGAAAUUCAACCGGCUCCCUCAUCUCUUCGCCUUGAAUCUCUUCCUGGCUCAGUUCCUGGUUUGCGUCAGCAUGAUUCUCUGGAACUUUCUGGUGAAGCAAGAGGACAACCUCAUCAGCAAAACUCUCACCUUCACCAUGCUCUAUGGCUCACUGUACAGCACCUAUAUUUGGACUGGUUUGAUUCCUCUGUGUUUGGCUCUGACCACCAGAGAUGAUCUGCUGAGACUUCGACCAGGAGUGUUCAUGGCUUUAGGCUGGGGCGUACCUCUAAUCAUGGUCGGAGGACUUCUGAUCUUCGGAGAACAAACUGAGACGAUUGACUCUGCGUUUUUCUACGGAAGAGCUCAGAUCAUCAGCACGGCUGUGGUGCUCUCAGUCAGCCUCGUGUUAGGGGCCAUUUCCCUGAUGGGCCUCAGUCAGGGUGACCGCAACCAGAGGGGCUACCAUGUCCUCAGCAGAGCCGCCGCCCUGGGUGUCAGUGAAGAGCUGAGGAACCCAGGCUCGCUGGAAGAAUCCCACCGGCCGCAGCAAAUGCUGAGCUCUGCAUGUAGCAUCAACUCGGAUCUAAACCACUGUUCUCCUCCACAAAACAUCCCUGACAUGGUGGUGAGCUCGCAGAGGGAGCACACCAAUGGUUCUGGCCACAUGGGGUCGCUGUGCGAUGGUCUGCAGCACCCGCGACAGAGUUGCUCCAUGUCCGAGCAGCCGCUGGACCUCCCUCCUCCUGGGCGUCAGGCUCCAGAUGAGAAGCAGACCGUCAGACAUGUUCUGCUGUGUCUGCUGCUCAGCGUUAGUUUGCUUGCGAACCUGUCCAGUUGCUUGUGGUGGCUGUUCAACAAAGAUCCGGGACGACUCUACCUGGAGCUGCAGUUCUUCUGUGCUGUGGCCAACUACGGACAGGGCUUUCUCUCUUUUGGGAUCUUUGGUCUGGACCGGCAUCUCAUCAUUCUGCCUUUCAAGAAGCGGCUGCUCACCAUGUGGCACGGCAGGGAUGGUGAGGAGGUGAGUCCUGCGGAGGUGGCCGAGGAAGUCCGACUCACCUGCACUCAGUUCGUCCGCUACCACAAAGACCAGUGUGUGCAAGAUAUCGUCCACAGGUGUGGAAGGCAGCCUCGCGAAGAGCGCAGGUCUGAGAUUCUUCUGCAGCAGGAACCGGAGAGUUCCCUUCAGACUUCUGCCAACGAGCCCCAGUUUAGCCCUGCUGACCUGCACCCCCCUCACCAGCACGACCCCCACCCCACAACUUUCCUCUCUCAUCCUGAAUGUACGUUUCCUGGCAGCAUCCUGGUAGACUGGCUGGUGGAGCGAGGCCUGUCCGCCGGCAGGGUGGAAGCCGAGCGCUACGGGGGUCGAUUGUGGCAGGGAGGCGUGUUGGCUCACAUGACGGGUCAGGAGCGCUUCAAGGACACGGCCACAUUGCUGUACCACUUCACAUCCUCCACAGAGAGUUGAGCUGCGUGGCAGAUUUUACCAAAUAGGAGGUUUGAAAAAAUGACAUGUGAAUCCUCGUGCAGCCAAACCAAAGCACAAGUGCCUUACGGUGCAGCUCCUCCUCCCAGCCUGCUGCUAAAACACAGUGUCGAUUUACUGUAAUAUUUAAAUGCCAUUUCAUAUUUAUCGCAUGCGUGGGCGCACAGGCAGAUUCUUUUUGGGUGUGUACACCCAACCAUGAAUCAAAACUGCACUAUCACUCUAGAGUUACUGUAUCAUGACACCACUUUUUGAUCGUUCCUUAUUAAAACAGAACCAUUAGAUAGUGACGCAGAAUCAAUUUAAAAGUGGUCCACUGUGAAAUAUGCAGUGGACGAGGGGCAGCAUGUGAGCCUGACUGCUUCCCUCGCCCCUCUUUUGCCACAUUCCUCAUGCCCCUGAAGGGCAGAAGAGGCUACAGAAAGUACACCUAUUUGUGAUACUUUUGAUGUGUAGGAUGAUGCAACAGUGGACUUGUGUCAUAAAAACCAAGGGAUCCUGCAUAUUGCAUAUUGAGGCUAUUUAAAUGUUACAUUUAUAUGUUGGCCAGUCAAAAUGGAGAUUAAUAUCCAGGAAGAUUAUGUGACAUUCAAAUUGAUAUUCAGGCCUGUUAAAGGUAGUCUGCAUUAAGAGGAACCAAAAUGAGGGUUGUGGGUCAUACAAUAGUACUGCUAAAAAAUGUGUUUCUUAUUAUUUAGAAUAAGUUAGAUAUUUAACUCCGGUGUUUAAGGUACCAGCCAUAUAUACUAUUGGAUAAGGCUUGUUAAUCAUUCUGUCCUGUGGCCUGAAACAUUGAUAACAAACGAGAAGAGGUUGAAUUUGCAGCCUGAGAAGCUGAGAAGAACUUUUUCUACUUAAAAAAAAAAAAAAAAAAAAAAGCAUCAAUAAGUUGGUGUGUGCCAUCUUCUCAAGUGUGCACAUGUCAGCAGUCACUUUGGGCUGGUUCACUACAUUGUCUCCCUGCAUGAUGUGCUCUACACUGGAACUGUGCACUGACUGAAUAUGGAACAUGGGUUCUCCUAUACAUAUUUUAAAAUAUAUAUAACUGAAACAGAAGUCAAAUCACGACCGUAACGUUUGCAAAACACUACCGAUCUGAGGAUGUUUACAUUGAACCUUGAUUAUGCAUUCACAUAUGAAGCAAGAGUGUAUUUAAAUGGACACAACUCAGCCUCUGCAUUUAUUUUAUACUUGUCCUGAACAUGAGCAUGUCUCCAGCCGCCUCUGAAGGUGAUGCAUUCACCAUCGGGUGCGUGUGUUUCACUCCUAGCUGGUGUCCUUUUAAAGUGUGUAUGUGCGCAGGGUACGUGUGUGUGUGUGUGUCAGUGUUUUUAAUGUAUCAGCUGUAUUAACUACUGAGGGAACCAAAUAAAUAUUUACACCCUAAUGCUACUUUAUUUGUUGCCUAUCAUGGAAAGAAGCGUAUUGAAAUGAAAAUUAGAGGAAAAGUCAGUGUUGAAUAGUAGUUAUUUAAUAUUAAAAACAAUCGAAUAAAAAUGAAAGUCAAUCUAUAGACAGACAGAAAGAGAAAUAGUAUUGAUGAGUGCUCGGACUUGUCUCAGCAAAUUCCACAAAGAAAAUGAUUUUAUAAAACAUUUUGGUGAUUGACACGUUAAAAUAGAUCUAAAACACAUGACAUAUAAAAAGUUGCUUGUUUUUCAAAGUACACUGGUUGAUGACAGACAGUGUUAAGGUUUGUUUUUAUUAGUCAUGGGGAGAAUUCUGAGUUAUGAGAGUUUAUGAGAGAGAUUAAAAUGUAUGGCUUGUAAUAAAUGUUGCAUGGUUGUAUUGGUUAUUGAAUAUGACUGCUUCCACUAAACACACUCAAAGCAGAUAAAAUAAGUCAUCAGAACUUGCAAAUUAGUGUCACAUGAAGGCACAGUUUAAGACUCUGAAAAUCAUUUUAAAAUCACACGUUUUGUGACAAAGUGCAACAAAUCUAACAAGCAUUAACAGCAUUGUGUUUUACUAACUCAAGUUGUAUCCUCAAGAGCAGCAACUUCUCACGUGUGUAUAUAUAGAAGUAAACAGUAGCUAUAUUGCUUAAAUUAGGGCGAGUCAUUUUUACAUGACAUCUUUAUCAGCAUGGUGGAUUGUAAUUUCUCGAGGUGCGUGAGAAGAUCACAGUGAACUGAGAGGAGCAGUUGUACUUGCAGCACAGCUACGUUAAGACACGUGUGUUUUUAAGUGCUUUAAAAUGUGACGCCAAGGCUAAAAACUGUAAACUACAUAUGAAAUAGUAAACUAAGAAUCAAUACGGUUUUCAAGUGCUGUCCAACUCCACACCGCUAUUCUUCAAAAAAUCCAUUUUUGCAGAGAUAGAUAUUUGGAUUUCCAAACACCAGAGGGCGCCAAACGCGCAUGAACGUGAGUAUGACGCCACACGGUCACGUGUAGCGGUUGUGUUUCUAAUACGCAAUGUUUACUUCACCCUGGUCACAAUGUUUGAGUCCUGAUUGCAAACUUUUGACUAAAAUAAAACACUGUAAAAAUGACAAUGUUGUUUACAGUAGGAUGAUGCUCCUUUUUUGCGUUCAUAUUCAAAGAAGGUGUAAAACCAUGUCCUGUUUUUUUUUUCCAGGGAUCACCGUCUCUUCUGUUCCUGGUUGUGUUGGGCGGGUCCCAGACUCCUGUCAUCCAUCCCGUCCACCUUCAGGUGAGACUCGCCGUAGCGCUUGAUCAGAGCACCGGGCACCAGGGCGGCCACUGCGAUGGCCAGCAGCUGCGCCAGAGUGCCCCAGGAGAAGAUGUCAUCCAUGGAGGAGAUCUCUGAGAGGAUGGAGCCGGUGCGCACGCAGAUGAAGUUAUACGGGAUCAGGCCUUGGACAGAGAACAUGAGGCAAAAUCACUUUUGUUAUCUUUCAGCUUGCUGCAGUUGAAGAUUUGAGGUUGCGUGAUGCGUUUUUGUGGUGUUGUGGGCGUGUUUCAGUGGCACGCUGUCUCACCUAUGAACACAGAGGAGAAGAAGAUAGGCAGAGGGAUGUUGAGGACAGGACAGGUGAUAUUAAGGAACCAGUUAGGAGUCAUGGGGAAGAAACGGAGGAAGAGGAGGAAGAAGAACAAACUGCUACGGUUUUCUUCUGCCUGACAGCAGGAAGAAAGAAGCGAGAGAGUAUGGAGGAGAAGAGAAGGGCUGUGACAGGAACCGUUCAGCAGCAGCGCAAAAAUAAUCUGAAAUUUUCUCAAACACUCACCUUCCUCUGCAACAGCGCCACCUUGUCUGGAAAGAGCUGAACUACAUGCUGCUUUCCGAAAGUGGACGAGAGGAGGAAGCAGAAAGUGGAGCCGGUGGUGGUGAGUAAACAAGCCAGCAACAAACCCUCCCACGGUCCGAAGAUGGCUCCGGCCAGCAUGUUCUACACCAGACGGGACAAAAGACCAUGGGUUUCUGCGCACGUGGCUUCACCUAUAACCAGAGAUGCGGGCUGACCAGAAACGAUGAGCCAGGAAUCGCGAAGGACUGUUUGUACAGGUACGCGCUGCAGAAGAGCAGCAGGACGUAGCUGUAGUGUUCUCGCUUGUAAAACUUGAGCAUCUCUGCCAGGUCGCGCAGCUCGUCCAGGUCGGAGGGGAACUUGAGUCUGCAAGGAAACAAACCACACCCAUGAUGAUGUCAUCAGAUGGUUCAGACUAGCUUAGGCCCAGUACCCUUAGCGCUUCCAAAACCCAAGUGGAAAUCUUUCGAGAUGAAAACGCGAUUUCACUAGAUACAAAUUAGAAAAUGUAGCGAACACGCUCACAUCUGUGACAGGUAGUAGCCAGCGAUUGACUGUUUUCAUUCAGGAAAAAUGUUGGUUCCUGCUGCUGCGUUGGUUCUGUUUGUUUGGCUUCGGCUCAGACGCAGAGAAGAACAUUUAACAUUCACAUUCGCAAAACCAGAACUAGUGAACGCAACCAAUUUCAUCAUUUCAUUUAAAGCCUGCAUCCAACCUCAUGACAUUUUGAGGGUUGAUUUCAAGGGCAAAUCCACACUCCCCUCUGCUCCCUAGAGUGAUGGGCACACGAUCCCUGAACGUUAACGCUGAAAAUCGAUACCUCGGAAGUUGGAAGUCACAGCGGAGUUCAGUGAGUAAAAGAAAAUGGCGACAUCCACGAAAGCUAUUCUCAAGUGCGCAUUCUCAGAAUAUUAGAAAGUUCUUGAAAAAUCUGCGUCCCACUUGUAGAAGAAAUGCAAUUGCGUGAGUAUGUGGAGUUCUUCAUUUAUUCUAAACUUCUGCGUCAUGUUUACAUUUGGGGAAGCCAUCUUGGAUUGCAAACUCAGGGUGGUGAGAACCUUCCCACCUUCCGGCUGAGAAGUCAGGUGACGUCAGUGGGGGAGGCGGAGCUGGGAAUUUCACAGUUCCGGGGGCAACUGGAAUGCACCAUUAAUAGUUAGGUUUGGGUGAGCUGUGUAGUUUCAUCUGGAGUCGUGAACAUUUUGAACGUUACUCCCAUUCGCCUGUAUAGCUUUGCUAGCCCUCACCCACUGUGUGCCUUGGUGUAGGAGCUGUGAAACACUACUGCCACCUGCUGU